This is a messenger RNA of Solanum lycopersicum (tomato), 894 nucleotides long. Its product is annotated as large ribosomal RNA subunit accumulation protein YCED homolog 2, chloroplastic. Lineage: Eukaryota; Viridiplantae; Streptophyta; Magnoliopsida; Solanales; Solanaceae. The record is from RefSeq and is a predicted model, not a curated record.
GUAUUUUUGGCAGGGGCCAUAUAUGUGUGUGAUGUGUAGUUAAGUGAUAGAAGAUAAGGGGAGAGAGAGAGAGAGAGAGAGGGAUAUGGCAAGCAGAGGUGGAGGUUGGAUAUCAUCAAGAAGCUGCAUAAACACUAGUAUUCCACAAAGAGAUAGUAGUACAAGGAUCAGCAAAGGAAAUCACUUGUCAUUGAUAACAAAAAAAAGCAAAAAGCCUCUGGUGAGAAUUUCUAGCUCAGAUGGAAAAUGGCAUGGAGAAUGGAAUUCUGAUUACAUUUUCACACUUAAAGACCUUCAACUUGAAGAUUUAGCUGAAGAAAGGGAUACUCCAAUUUCUAUUCAACUCUCUAUCCACAAGCACGCUGGCUUUGGGCUCUCAGUGGAUGGAACAAUUAUCACAUCUUUCACCACAAAAUGUAGCAACUGUUAUUCUCCAUACUGCAGAGAGGUACAUACAAGUUUUAAAGUUUGGGUAUUACCAUCAACCAGAGACAACAAAGGAUGUGCACAUCAACUUCCACUGCUUGGUUGGGAUGAUCCAUCAGUCAUCUAUGUCAAACCAGGAUUUGAAGCUGACCUUGAUUCCUUGAUACAAGACACCGUUAGACUUGCUACCUCUGUAAAAGAGACUUGUUCAGAAUCAUGUGAGAAAUCUGUACCUAAAUUGCAGCCUUUGGGUAAACAAAAUGCUGCCUCCAUUGAUAGGAGGUGGUCCAGAUUAUUGGAGCUUAAGAAGGAAACUUAACUUUCAUCAAAAUCUCAAUAUAUAUAUAUAUAUAUGCACUGUAAAACCAAACAACAUAUUACUUUCUCCCUCUCUUCAAACUAUUAUCUUCUCAUAGCUCAAAUGAAAAUAAAGGAAAAUAAACUGUUUGCUUAUUUACUUGCUCAAAA